GCUCUUCACAUCUUUAGUACUGUUCUUCUCUUCUUCUAGUGAUCAUUAUUAUCAUCAUCUCUGUUUAAUUAUCAUGGUUUCCUCCAAGUCUCUGUUUGUUUUGACAACUCUCUUGGGAAUCAUUCUCAUUGUCUCUUUGGAAGUGGUUUCAGCUCGCGAGCUAGCUCAGCAAACUCAGGAAAAAGUGGACAAAACAAAAUAUGAAGAAGAGAAGAUAUAUGGAGGACCGGGGUUGUUCCCUGGUGGCUACUAUGGCUAUGGUUACCGACCAGGAAAUGGUUACUACAAUGGUUUUCGACCAGGCUAUAUUCCUGGUAACAGAUACUAUGGCGGUUACUAUAAUGGUUAUCCUUAUAUUCCUGGCUACGUUGGUCAUCCUUGAGUACUCUAUGACAAAACAUGAAGCUGAAGUUAACAUCGAUGUGUGUGGAUGUUUCCUUAUAAAGAUGGCUUAAUUAUAAAUGUGGAAAAUAUAUGUAAUAAUAUUGCAUGACUAAAUUGAAGCGUGUUUGUGUGUGUGUGUGUGUGUGUCUAUGCUUUUUAUAUAGCUGUCUCUUUGUAUAAUCAACGAGUUAUAAAUAAAAUUAUUGACCUGUGUUUGUGUGUA
Molecule: messenger RNA, 607 nt
Organism: Dioscorea cayenensis subsp. rotundata (Guinea yam)
Lineage: Eukaryota; Viridiplantae; Streptophyta; Magnoliopsida; Dioscoreales; Dioscoreaceae
Exons: 2
Coding region: 74-382 (102 amino acids)
Source: RefSeq, a predicted model, not a curated record